UUGAUAUCUUUACAGCUGGCUUCCUCCGAAGACUAUGGUAGAGAUCUGGAAGACUGUGUCCAGCUCACUGAGAAGUUUGAAACUGUCGUUCGUGAACUGGCUGCUGCUGGUGAACGUGUAGCUGCUGUGCAGCGGGCACAGGAAGAGCUACUCAGAAGUGGACAUCCAUAUGCGGCAUCAAUUCGCGCUAAAGGAACUGACCUACAAAGCCUGUGGACAUCCGUGAAUGAAGCGGCCACUGAACGACAGCAAGCUUUAGCUGGUGCUCGCCAAGUGCACAGAUUUGAUCAAGAGGCUGACGAAACCCUCAACUGGCUUCAGGACAAAGAGGCAACUGGCGUUGCAAUGGAGAACGAGGAUUUGGCCCAUGCCGAUCUUGCCACAAUAAAGGUUCAAAUGCAACGCCAUGAGGAAUUCGUUCACGGAAUGCGAGCUGUGGAGAAGCAGGUGGCUGAACUCUGCCGUGAAGCUGAGAGGCUAUGGACAGCAUUCCCUAACACCCGUGAGCACCUUGAAGUGCGUAAGAUGGAUAUGGAGGAACAACUGAAGGAUAUCCUGGAAGGAACGAGAAGACAUCAUGAACGACUUCAACAAAUGGAAAGCCUUCAAGCGUACUUCCAGGAAUACCGUGAACUAAUGCAAUGGAUGAAGAGAAUGCAGACAGUGAUGACAUCCGAGCAGCUUCCACGUGACGUCAUUGGCUGUGAAGCUUUGGCACGGCGCCAUGAUGAGUAUAACCUUGAGAUGCAAGGACGUAAGCCUCACAUUGACGAGUUCACCCGUCAGGGUAAACAUAUGAUCCAGGGAGGACAUGUUUUGUCCGCGGAAAUCAAUGAAAAGGUAUGUUAUUCGUAG
Molecule: messenger RNA, 855 nt
Organism: Cooperia oncophora
Lineage: Eukaryota; Metazoa; Nematoda; Chromadorea; Rhabditida; Trichostrongylidae
Source: the annotation of a GenBank genome assembly